AUGACAGCAUCUAUGGGCACUGGAGUAGGAGACGACCCGAAACCCAGGCUCUCACGGCGCGAGGAGAUCAGGCAGCAAGACGAAGCGCUCCUCGCAGCGCUGGGGUACAAGCAGGAGUUCAAGAGGGCAUUCACGCCUCUUGAGGUGUUCGGUAUCGCGUUCUCAAUCAUCGGGCUAUUACCCUCGAUAGCGUCUGUUCUGUUUUACGCGAUCCCGAAUGGCGGCGGGCCGGCGAUGGUCUGGGGGUGGCUCGUUGCAAGCAUAUUCGUGCUGUUCAUAGGACUCUCGAUGGCGGAGCUAGCGUCCGCGGCGCCAACGUCAGGUGGGUUGUAUUUUUGGACCUACUCACUUUCGUCGCCGCGGUGGAGGAACGUCCUGUGCUGGUCCGUUGGGUAUGCAAACACCAUCGGGUCCAUCGCUGCCGUCGCCUCCAUUGAUUGGGGAUGCGCGGUGCAGGUCAUGGCAGCGGCCAAUAUUGGCUCAGGAGGGAUCUUCGAGCCAACUUCGGCUCAGCUUUUUGGGGUAUAUGCGGCCAUCGUCCUCUCCCAUGCCGUCCUGUGUUGUCUGGGAACCACAGUCCUUGCGAGGCUCCAGACUGUUUAUGUUAUCUUGAACGUCCUGUUGUGCUUGGCUAUCAUCGUCGCUCUGCCUGCAUCUACGCCGAGGGAGUUCAAGAACACGGCCAAGUUUGCUCUGUGGGAUUUCCAUAAUAUUAAUGGCUGGACGGAUGGAUAUGCGUUCAUUUUGAGCUUUCUCGCACCUUUGUGGACGAUCUGUUCCUUCGACUCCAGCGUGCAUAUUAGCGAGGAGGCCUCUAAUGCAGCUACGGCUGUGCCAUGGGCUAUCGUCAACGCCAUCGGGAUUGCUGGAGUUCUGGGAUGGGCCAUCAACAUGUCUCUCGCCUUCUGCAUGGGCACCGACUUGGAAGCGCUGGUUGAUAGUGACCAGCCGAUGGCUCAGAUAUUUUUCAAUAGCUUUGGAGAGAAACCGACACUCGCGAUCUGGGCGUUCGUUGUUAUUGUGCAGUAUAUGAUGGGCUCCAGCAUGCUCUUAGCUGCGAGUCGACAAACAUUUGCUUUCAGUCGAGAUGGAGCACUCCCAUUUUCUGGAUGGCUAUAUCGCAUGAACAGCUUCACGGGCACGCCUGUGAAUACCGUUUGGUUCGAUGCCAUCCUCUCCAUCGCGUUGGGUUUCCUGGUCUUUGCUGGUGAUCAGGCGAUCAACGCCGUCUUUGCACUGUCGGUCGUUGGGCUCUAUUACGCGUAUGCCGUCCCCAUCGCCGCCCGUUUCUUGGGUGAAAACGACUUCAAGCCCGGGCCGUUCAGCCUCGGUAUAAUGAGUCUUCCUGUGGGAAUUGUCGCGAUCGUGUUUAUGCUCUUCAUGAGCGUCGUCUUCCUCUUCCCAGAAACCCCGCAGCCAGGCGUCCAGGACAUGAACUACACCGUGGUCGUGUUUGGCGGCGUGAUGAUUCUCUCGCUCGUGUGGUACUACUUCCCGAAGUAUGGUGGCGUGUACUGGUUCACGGGGCCAGUCGCAACUAUCGAUCUUCCUACCCCUCCCGCUGGUGAUUCUUCGUACACACCUGCCACGGGUUCGUUCGAGGAAACCUUGAAGAAGGGCGGAGCUGGAGCGAGUGUGAGAGCAGUAGAGGCUUAA
Molecule: messenger RNA, 1656 nt
Organism: Cyclocybe aegerita
Lineage: Eukaryota; Fungi; Basidiomycota; Agaricomycetes; Agaricales; Hemipholiotaceae
Source: the annotation of a GenBank genome assembly